GAGUUAACCCUUAAAUGCGCCUUGUUGUUGUUCUACAACAUCUUAAUUCUGGCGGCUUAAAACCUUCAUUAAUAUUUUUUUUAUUUUAAAUUUUAUUCAUAUGAUAGUAGUAAUACUAGACAAAUAACAGGCAACACUGUUAUAAUUGUAUCAUGGUAUUUUAUUAUAUUUUGAAGGUAGUUUGCACGAAUCAUCUAAGUACCGAUUUACGUGAACAUUUGAUAGUGUCUUUUUAUUAGAAAAACGCAAGAAUGAACCAUUUAUCUGAUAAUCAAAUUGAAACGUAUUUGAGUCGUUUAGAGGCUGGAUACGUCUCUGAAGAUAAUUUAGAGGAUAGUGGUAGUGAACCUGAAGACGAUCCGGAGACAUUUUAUGAAAGUUCUGAAGCGAUCGCGCGAGAUCUUCAAGGUUUCGUUGAAGAUGAAGAGGAGCAGGAUGACGAUGAGCCAGAUCCACCACUUAUUGAAGAGGAGGCAGAUCAUACUGAAGAUGAUCCGCCUUUGGUAAACGAACUUGUUUCGGCUAGCACAUCUUCAACGAGAAUCAGGGUUAAUCGUAACCUCAUUUGGAGGAAAAGAAACUUAGAAAUACCUUCGAGCAAUUUAGAAUUCACUGGUAAUACUGAAUUUUCUCCUGAAGUAAUGUCUUUAGAUUCGCCAUACCAGUACUUUACAUAUUUUUUCAGCGAUUUCAUACAAAAUAAAAUAGUUGAAGAAAGCAACAUGUAUUCAACACAGAAGCAGGUAUCUAAUCCAUUUUUGAUUGGUAAGAUAGAUAUCAGAAAGUUUAUAGGCAUUCUCACCUAUAUGUCUGUCAUCCAUUAUCCAAGUAUACGCCUUUACUGGUCUGAUAAAUAUGGAUAUGCCUCCAUAAAAAAUGCAAUGACAUGCAAAAGAUUCGAAAAAAUAAAAUCAAUUAUCCAUUUCAAUGAUAACAAUAAGCAUUUGCCUCAAAAUCAUCCACAACACGAUAAAUUGCAUAAAGUACGACCCAUAAUAUCUCAUUUGAAUGAAAAAUUUGCUACGAUACCCCCACCACAGCGACUUGCAGUAGAUGAACAAGUAUGUGCUUCAAAAAUACAUCAUUAUAUGAAACAAUAUCUGCCAAACAAACCCCAUAAAUGGGGGUUCAAACUUUAUGUAAUCUGUAGCAUAUAUGGAUUUGCUCAUCAAUUUGAAGUAUAUUGUGGCGAAGAAAACAAGACAAUCUUACCCGGAGAACCUGACCUAGGCGUCAUUGGAAAUACUGUUGUUCGCUUGGCACGUAUAGUACCUAGAAGAGUGAAUCACAUAAUAUAUUUCGAUAAUUACUACACUUCACUGCCAUUAGUAUCCUACUUAUACAAACAGGGAAUCUAUAGCCUAGGUACAGUACAGCUCAAUCGGCUUCCGAAGGUGAAGUUACCAGAUAAAAAGAAAAUAAUGAAAAAAGACAUACCAAGGGGUUUUCAUGAAGAAAAUACGACCACUUACGAUAAUGUUGAAGUAUCAGCAACAAUUUGGAAAGACAACAAACCUGUUACUCUGCUAUCGACAUAUGUAGGAGCACUACCAGUAACAACUGUACAAAGAUACGACAAAAAGCAAAAGAAAAGAGUAGAUAUUGACUGUCCGAAGGUAAUAAGGGAAUACAAUGCAAAUAUGGGAGGAGUGGAUUUGAUGGAUAGUUUUAUAGGACGCUAUAGAAUUAGAAUAAAGAGUCGAAAAUGGACUAUGAGACUUUUUUAUCACAUGCUCGAUAUGACAAUUAUAAAUGCUUGGAUAUUAUCAAGAAACAUAAAUGCUCUAAAGGGACAUAAAAGUCUAAGACUUGCUGAGUUCAGGCUGGCGUUGGCAGAUACACUUUGUGAGUUAGAUGAUACAGGAAAUUCUUCUGGUGCUUCUUCACCGACGACAAAGCGCGGUAGACCCAGUAAUGCUUCAAUUGAAAAGGCAAUUCUAGAAGUUAAGAGAAAAAGAGUUCCAGGACAAACGGCACCAGGUAAAGAUGUUCGUUUAGAUAAAGUUGCACAUUGGCCAGUGUGGUCUGAUCGUGGGAGAUGCAAGUACCCUUUUUGCAAAGGCUACACUCAAACAAUAUGUAUAAAAUGUGGCGUUUUUUUGUGUUUUAACAAAAAGAACAAUUGUUUUCAUAAAUACCAUAUUACAAAUUAAUAUAAAAAUUACCUAAAUUGCCUAUUAUUACACUAUAUUUCUAGAUUUACGGCUAUGUGAAGUACAUUAUUUUUAUGUUCAUAUUGCGCCAUGUUGUAGAUCUGCAACGCUGUAUUUAUGGCUUAAAAAUACAAUAAAUAAUUCCAAACUAUUAUUUUUAUUAUUUUUCCUGUAAAUCAUUUCAUGUAAUACGUAUAAUAUAUUAAAAUUGAUAAAAUCUAAAAAUUGGCGCAUUUAAGGGUU
Molecule: messenger RNA, 2396 nt
Organism: Pectinophora gossypiella (pink bollworm)
Lineage: Eukaryota; Metazoa; Arthropoda; Insecta; Lepidoptera; Gelechiidae
Product: piggyBac transposable element-derived protein 2-like
Exons: 2
Coding region: 252-2153 (633 amino acids)
Source: RefSeq, a predicted model, not a curated record